Molecule: messenger RNA, 489 nt
Organism: Dendronephthya gigantea
Lineage: Eukaryota; Metazoa; Cnidaria; Anthozoa; Malacalcyonacea; Nephtheidae
Exons: 1
Coding region: 1-489 (162 amino acids)
Source: RefSeq, a predicted model, not a curated record
AUGGAAACCCAAGACCGCCAGAACGUUGUUCUUCAACAGAUGAUUCAGCAACAGAUGCAAGGUGUAACAGCGCUAACAUUACCACAACCUACCAUGAAGAUCUUUAACGGAGAUCCUAUCGAAUAUUGUGACUUCAUCCGAAGUUUCGAACAUCUUGUCGAAACGAAAACGCCAAGUUCCAGCUCCCGCCUCUAUUACCUAGUACAGUACACGUCUGGGCCGGCCCAGGAACUCAUGAAGAGUUGUUUGUCCAUGGAACCAGAGAAGGGUUACAACGAAGCAAGACGUUUACUCAAGGAAAGGUACGGACAGAGUUUUCGAAUAGCUGCAGCGCAUAUAGGAAAACUGACAGAAGGACCACCAAUCAAGGCUGAAGAUGGAAAUGGGCUUCUCCAGUUUUCAAUCCAACUGACAAGUUGCACCAACACCUUGAAAGAAAUCGGCUCUGACGAAACUGGACCAUCCCGAGAACCUACGAAAGAUUAUUAA